Messenger RNA from Chiloscyllium plagiosum (whitespotted bambooshark), 2942 nucleotides. RefSeq names its product tryptophanyl tRNA synthetase 2, mitochondrial (gene wars2). Gene Ontology annotation, cellular component: mitochondrial matrix; mitochondrion. The record is from RefSeq and is a predicted model, not a curated record. NCBI's taxonomy places the organism in Eukaryota, Metazoa, Chordata, Chondrichthyes, Orectolobiformes, Hemiscylliidae. Gene Ontology annotation, biological process: mitochondrial tryptophanyl-tRNA aminoacylation. Gene Ontology annotation, molecular function: ATP binding; tryptophan-tRNA ligase activity.
ACUGACCCUGAUUGUCCACCAAGGCAAAGGGGCUCCGCGGUGAUGUCACACGACAUCACUGCUGACCUUUAACCUGAAGAUGGCGGCGCCCGUUGUAAAGAGGGUGAUGAGGUUUCCAGUUUUUAAACUCGGGGUUGGAUCUUUCCGCGUCGAAUCUAGCCUGGCACCAAAGGUCGCUAACCGAGUCUUCUCUGGAAUCCAGCCGACUGGGGUCCCUCACCUAGGAAACUAUCUUGGAGCAAUAGAGAGCUGGGUGAAGCUGCAGGAUGAAUACAGCUCCAUUCUAUACAGUAUUGUGGACCUGCACUCCAUCACUGUUCCUCAAGACUCUGGCAAACUCAGGCAAAACAUUCUCGAAAUGACAGCCAGUCUCCUGGCAUGUGGUAUUAACCCUGAGCAAUCAGUCCUAUUUCAACAAUCCAAGGUCUCUGAACACACAGAAUUAGCUUGGAUUCUGAGUUGUCUGACGAGUAUGCCAAGGUUACGUCAUUUACCUCAAUGGAAGAUGAAAAGCUCUGGUCAGAAGGAAGAGGGCAGUUUGGGACUGUUCACUUACCCAGUUCUGCAGUCCGCAGAUAUUCUGUUAUACAAGUCAACCCAUGUACCUGUUGGAGAGGAUCAGAUACAACAUCUGGAGUUGACACAGGAUGUCGCCCGAAUUUUCAACAACCAUUAUGGCCAUCUCUUUCCUAUACCAAAAGCUAUUCUAAGUGAAACUAAAAAAAUUAAAUCAUUGAGGAACCCUACUGCAAAGAUGUCAAAGUCAGACACUCAAACGUUAGCAACUGUGAGUAUCACAGAUUCACCAGAGGAUAUACUACUGAAGUUUCGCAAAGCAGUAACAGACUUCACCUCUGAAGUGACGUAUGAUCCAGAGACACGCCCAGGAGUAUCAAAUCUGGUAACAGUGCAUGCAGCAGUGACUGGACUGACUGUUGAGGAAGUAGUGCAUCAAAGCAAAGGAUUGGACACUGCACGCUACAAGUAUGUGGUGGCUGAGACAGUCAUUGAAAAAUUUGCACCAAUAAAGAAUGAAAUUGAGAGACUUAAAGCUGAGAAAGGUUUCCUGGAGCAAGUCUUAAACUGUGGAGCUGAAAAGGCAAAAGAAUUAGCAGGCCCCAUCUACCAUGAAAUCCGGAAACUGGUUGGUUUUAGUUAACUCUGUAUCAAUAAUAAACUGUAGUUACUGGUUUACCUUAGCAUUUUGAUAAAAUCUGUUUGAAUUGAAACCCUGUGGAAGAGUUAAUCAUGACGUACAUAAAGGGUAGUCAGUGAUUAUUUAUGACAUAUGCAUAUUAAGAUCUGCGCAAGUUAUUACUAAAUUUAGAAAAGUCUGUUAAUGAUAGCUGGUAUAAUUCUGAGAUCAUAAUUUAUUUUAAAUCCUAUGAAAAUAAGGGGCUUGCCCAAAAGCAUAUUAAUUGGGAGUGAAAAUUAGAUUUUUUAACAUGGCUUGUCAAAGCCAAACUAGAUCCAAGCCAGUUCCCAAAGAAAAUGAAAUGUGUAUAACCAUUAAAUAAUUACAAGCAUACUGCAUUAUAAGAAACAGAGGCAAGUUUGGCCACUCACCCAUCGAGCUUACUGUGCCAUUUGGUACGAUCGAGACUGAAUAUCAAUUUCUAUUCCCUAUGAAUCCUUCGCCCAUAAAUUCCUUUGUCCUCAGAUUUGUUUGGUAUCCAAAAUUCUACUACUAUGGUCAAUCUAUAAUUCUUUGUCUUAAUUAUGCUUAACAAUUUAGCAUCCAUACCCUUGACUUUGAGACACGGAAUUCCAAAGAUAACAUUUUUACUGGCUUUUUAUUUUGAGAUUGUGACCACAAAUUUGAGUCUCUCCAGCCAGGAAACACCUCAACAUCUACCCUCUCAAACCCUCUAAGGAUUGUAUAUGUUUCGAUGAGAUUGCUUCUCACUCUUCUGAACUCUCGAGAACAUAGGCCCACUCCACUCAAUCUUUCCUCAUAGAACAGCCCUUUCAUCUCAAGAAUCAACCUCGUGAAUCUUAACUACACCCAUUCUAAGUCAUCUGUAACCUUCUUUGAACAAGAAGACUAAAACAGUAUGUAGUGUUCCAGUUGUAAUUUCUCCAAAGCUUUAUGUGUUACAACAAGAUUUAUUUGGUGUUACACAGCAGCCUCCUUUUAAUAAAGGCUAACAUGCAGUGCAACUUAUAAUUGGUUCAUGUUACAUUGAUGCAUUUUUGUGAUUUAUUUGCAAGGAUCCCAAAUCUCUGAGUGCCAACAAUCAUCUUUUUCAUUCCUCCUGUCAUUACAGACUUCCCUGCACUCUGCAUUUUUUCUCCCCAGUUGCAUUAGAACUGAUGUUCCAGUGAAAAAUACAAUGGCCUAACAAACUGUGUCUACUAUUUCCUGGGUUGGGGAGGAAAAGUUUCGUUUUUUUUAACCUAGGUUGGAUUUGCUCCUAGAUUCCAAGAGGAUAAAGGUUUUACCACCAAGUUGGUUAAAUAAUGUCUCUGAACCUCUUGCGUAAGAGAAUGCAACUUGUGAUUAAUUUGCCUGUAUUUCCUUGGUUUAUACUGUGACAUUGGGAGGUGACGUGGAUUUGAGCCUUGGCAUGGAGAAAGGGAAACUUUGAGGAACCUACCCUGGAAUACUCCUCUAUACUUCCUGCCUGCCAACUUAAACCCACAGAGGACUAGGAAUAAAUUGCCUGCUCUCAGAUGGAAAUGGAGAUGAACCUAAAAUAAGUGGAAAAUCAUAAUGAAAGUUUAACAUUUCUCUAAGACCAAUUCCACUUUGUCAGCAAAAUGAAUAAUUAUUGUUGCUAAAUGUGCGCAGUUUCAUUAAAAAUCAGAAGUAUUUGCAAUGAAAACAGUAAAAUCCAAACACUUACAAUGUAUUAUUAACAUGCUUAUGCUUUAAAUACUGUAUUAAGUCCAAUACUGGCCUAAUUUCUCUAUUGAUUAAAAUGAAAGCAUGAGGAGUUCAA